AUUAUAAAGCGGAAGUGAUGGCAAUUUCUUUAAAAACAAAAAGAGACAUGACAAUCCAUAGCUAAUCGGGAAUUGAUUUUGAAAGAGCUGGGUAUUCGAGCACUAUAAGCAGCAUGGCGGACCUGAAUGGUUUGCUUUCGCUGUUCUCCUUAUUCUUGGUGUAUGUAGGAGAGGCAGUUGGGGGUACUAACAGUUUAUUUACCGUAGAAGAUUGUCGUGCAUUAGGAUUCGCUCCAUCGCUAUCCUGUGCUUCUUGCGAUGAGUUAGAUAAAUUUAAACUUGGCGCUAUAAAAGAUGACUGUCAACAAUGUUGUCAGAGUGAUGAGACUCAAGAUCCUUUACAAUUACUGCCUUAUGCAGAACUAAUUGUAUGUAGCUGAAAAUUGGGAAGGUUUCCACAGGUUCAAGCUUUCGUGAAGAGUGAUCGUCCAAAUCAGUUUCCAGGAUUAAAAAUAAAAUAUGUCCGAGGUGCUGAUCCCAUUAUUAAAUUAAUGGAUGAAAAUUAUCAAGUCAAGGAGACACUCGGAAUUGAAAAGUGGAACACAGACUCUGUGGAGGCCUUCUUCCAUGAACGACUACGAAAAUAAUUUAAGUUCUGAUUGAAAGAUCAGAUGAAGAAUGCUGAGAUAUUGCUGAAAAUCUCAUGAUGAAGAGAGAUUAAAAGUUAUUUUCAUAAUUUUAUCACGCUCAUCUACGAUUUUUUCUGAUGAAAUUCUCUAUGAUUGUUUUACUGUAAACCGUAAAAGGGCAUGUAAGACUUGAUGUUUGUGAAUUGCUUCAGACUGCUCUACCAGUUUUUUUCUCAAAAUUAUGUAUAUGGUGCAGGAAAAUUCAUUUGAAGUUAAAUCAUAUUCGAAAAUUUUAUAAAACUAUUUAUUGUCAUAUGUAUGUAUUUCAUUUAAUGUAGAAAAUACUUAAAGAUACAUUAUGGGAGAUUAGAUAAAGAGCUGGCAGUUCUCACUAUAAUAGUUAAAAACUAGAUAAUGUAAGGCAAUUGCUGAAAAUUUCAGUCAAAUUGAUAUACUCUGAACCGAGAAUAAAGCGAUUGAAAUUUCAACCUAGCCUCGAUCAUAUUACUAAAGUAGGUACGAUAAAAAAACAUAGUCUCGAUUAUCCAUUUCAUGAUUAAAACGUAUCAAAGAUAAGCAGCAAAUCGGAUCCUAAUCCAAUAAAGAUCGCAGGCUAGAGUUGACAUCGAGAGUUGAUUAUGGUCUGGAUAAUGUCUAAUUAAUAAUUUAGAUAACAUUUCAAGCCUAAAGAAAGACCUGUAAUAGGCAGAUUUAGCUCUUGCAUAAUGUAUGUUUAAAAUGACUAGAAAUGUUUGAUUUCAAUCAUGAAUAAAAUUGUUGAUUUCA
Molecule: messenger RNA, 1355 nt
Organism: Patella vulgata (common limpet)
Lineage: Eukaryota; Metazoa; Mollusca; Gastropoda; Patellidae
Product: selenoprotein F-like
Exons: 4
Cellular component (GO): endoplasmic reticulum lumen
Molecular function (GO): oxidoreductase activity
Source: RefSeq, a predicted model, not a curated record